This is a messenger RNA of Marmota monax (woodchuck), 6317 nucleotides long. RefSeq names its product PBX/knotted 1 homeobox 2 (gene Pknox2). Bases 2862 to 4283 code for a protein of 473 amino acids. NCBI's taxonomy places the organism in Eukaryota, Metazoa, Chordata, Mammalia, Rodentia, Sciuridae. The transcript has 12 exons. Gene Ontology annotation, biological process: regulation of transcription by RNA polymerase II. The record is from RefSeq and is a predicted model, not a curated record. Gene Ontology annotation, molecular function: DNA-binding transcription factor activity, RNA polymerase II-specific; RNA polymerase II cis-regulatory region sequence-specific DNA binding.
AAGAAGUUGAGGAUGGUUUGGAAGUGGGAGGGCUAGGAAACAGGAGAAAGGGGAAGGACUUUGCAAUGAGGGUAGAAGUGAAGUCUUAGGCUGUUUUGGGCUGCUGUAACAGAAUACCUAAGUCUGUGUAAUUUAUGAAGAAUAGAGAUUUACUUCUUUAGUUCCUAGAGGCUGGGAAGUCUGAGUUAAGGGACCUGCAUCUUGUAAGGGCCUUCUUGCGCAUCAUCCCAUGGUGGAAAGUGGAAGAGCAAGAGAGCAUGGGGGAUGGAAAGGGAAGAAGAGAGAAGAACUUGUUCUUUUAUUAAGAACCCAAUCCUGUGAUAAUUGCCUUAAUUCAUUCACUCAUGAUUUAAUCACCUCUUAAAGGUUGCAACCCCUGACAGUGUUGCUUUGAGAAUUAAGUUUCCAACACAUGAACUUUGUGAGACACACUCAACUAUAGCAGGUGGUAAGGUCCAGGUUAGGGUAGACAGAAUGAAAAAAAAAAAAGGUUCUCAGUGACUGUGCAGGUAUUGGAAGUCUGGUUUAGGGUGGGACCAGCCCAGAGACUCAGUGGAUUAAUGUAACAUUCAUGAAAAUGAGAAAGUCUAGUGGACAUGGGUUUCAUUUUUACAAUGUUGAGCUCAAGGUGCUGGCAGCUGAUACUGAUGCCCGAUACUUUCUCCAGCCUCCAAAAUUGAUUCUAGGUAACAGGGUUCUCAAAGCAUUUGAAUCAUCGUCUCUUUGAGAGGAUAAAAGAAUGAUAAAUUCUCCCAAGGAAAUAAAAACUACAAGCACAAUUUCCUGCCAGUGUCCCUGCUAUAGAAUCCCUAACUCACAGGGGCUCCAGGUUCAGAAUGCUGGGUUUAAGGCCUCUUUCCAAGUUGAGAGCUUCUAGACUCCCUGUUGUCCUCCUCCCUGGGACCAUAGCUCUGGGGAGGGCCUGAGGCAGGGCCUGAGCAGAGAAGACCAGCUUCUGUGUAGUCCACCUUCUUCCCCUGAACUCUAGAGCAUGAGUGGUGGAAAGCAUCCCAUCAUGGGGUCUCCCCAACCUUUGCUGAGAGGCUCAUUUUGCACUUCUAACCAGGCUCUUGGAUGAGGGAGGAAGUGUCGCUGUCAGGGACAGUACUGAUGUUCAGAGGCAGUGCAGGGGAGGAGGGAGAUCUGAGAGUCAUUGAAGUCACACCUGAGUCAAACCCUGCUACAAAUUUUUCAGUGACCUUGGGUAAGCUUCCUCACUUUUCUGAGCCUGAAUUUCCUCAUCAGUAGAACUAAGAGAGGUGUUAGGUCCAAUAAUGUCCAAGGUCUCAUCCAUAUUAGUUUUCCAUGAUUCUAUACAUUGUUAUAGAACUACAGCUUGCCUAUAAUGGAUAUAGGGAACAAAGUCCUGAUCACUGGGGAGGAUUAAAAAGAUACCCCUGCUUCUUCAGUGGGCUUUACUACUUUGUGAAAAGAACUUCGUAAGAGUACGUGGUAUGAAGGUAUGAAGAAGGUGCUUCAUUGAGAUUGCUGGAUUUUUACUGAGUUCUGUGGAUACUUAAAUAUAAUUUAAAUGGACCAAAAUGAACUCACAUUAAAAAUUCAGUUUCUCAGUCUCACUAGUCUUGUUUCACAUGUUCAGUGGCCACGUGUGCCAUCACUGCAGAAAGUGCUACUCUGAAUGUCCCAGCUGGGCCCCCUGCCUGUCUGAGGGGGAGAGUAGGUAUUCAGAGUAUUCAAGUGGUAACACCUGAGGACGACUUGGUUCUUUGUAGUUCAUUACGUCUGAGAUGGGAAGGGGCUGGCAUUGUUCAAUUCAUUACAGCCAUGGUGAAGUUCAGAUUCAUUGAAUGACUGCCCAGGCAUGGGGGCAGGUAAGAAGCAAUCCCAGAGAGAGCUUCUAGUGCCUCCUGACUGCCCACACAGGUCUCCAGAACCUUCCCGCCAGAUUCUUGAAGUCAAGUGGACGUCUUUCUUUCUUAACCUCCACUUUUUGGGGGACCAGAGAAGCCUGUUCUCCUGCCCCAGAGAUGCCUGAGUGAGAGGCUCUACCCUGGUCUUUCUUAAAGUCUUAUACUGCCUGUCAGAGCUCCACUGAGGUCUCAGCUGGGAGGGUCUCAAUGCUGGGGACUUCCUAAUAACACAUGGCUGUGCCUCAGACCCCCUUCCCUGCCCCAAAUCAGGGAUGAAGGAGUACAGGCCAUGGUUUUGACAGGGUGCAGUAGACAUUAGCUGAGAGUCUUCAAGGGGAGGGCAUACAUCCCUUGGGGUCCUGGGUUGCAGCUGCCUAUGCAGAACUAGUGAGUCUCCUGGUGAUCUUAGGGCGGGUCAUCUCUGCUCCCUCACCACCCUGCUCUUCUCACAAACACAGCCAUCUCUGGGGCCCAGGGGCAGGAGUGCUGAUUGAAGGUCCCUAGGAAAUCUGGCUGUUACAUCCUUACAAACCACAUCAAUAGCACAUUCCUUGGACUGGCAGGACCAAUGGAGGGCCCUCCAGGAAAGCAGCUGGUUUCUUGUGUAGUCUGCUAAGGCAGGUCUUUGGAAGAGGGAAGCAGGGGAAAGACUGAGCCUCCCUGGACUCUGUCUCCCGACACCAUGGUCAGGACUUAGGCCUGGCAGCCCGUUCUCUUGGCACUUGUUGGGGCAAUCAUGCCUGGCCAGAAAAGAGAUGAACGGUGAGAUAAGGGGCCCAGAGUAGAGUCCUCAUGUGGAGGAGGUCCACCAACAUUUCUAAUGGCAGUUUUUUCUCCAGAGAGAACAAAGAAUUCCGCGUCUGGAGUCCACCAGCUCUUUCGACAGAAGAUCAGAAAGGUGAAGUCUGGAGCAGGACCCUGAAGCUCUCUGUCCUCCAUGCUGCUCACUAGAAAAGGGGCUCUGAACUAUCCUCGAUGUGAAUCAAUCCCAUGAUGCAACAUGCCUCCCCAGCCCCAGCUCUGACAAUGAUGGCCACGCAGAAUGUCCCUCCCCCACCCUACCAGGACAGCCCGCAGAUGACGGCUACUGCCCAGCCACCCUCCAAGGCCCAGGCUGUCCAUAUCUCUGCACCCUCAGCUACGGCCAGCACACCUGUGCCCAGUGCCCCCAUUGACCCUCAGGCCCAGCUGGAGGCUGACAAGCGAGCUGUGUACAGGCACCCUCUUUUCCCGCUCCUGACGCUGCUGUUUGAGAAAUGUGAACAGGCCACCCAGGGCUCUGAGUGCAUCACCUCCGCCAGCUUUGAUGUGGACAUCGAGAACUUUGUCCACCAGCAGGAGCAGGAGCACAAACCCUUCUUCAGCGAUGAUCCAGAACUGGACAAUCUGAUGGUGAAGGCAAUCCAGGUCCUGAGGAUCCACCUGCUGGAGUUGGAGAAAGUCAAUGAACUCUGCAAGGACUUUUGCAACCGUUAUAUCACCUGCCUCAAAACCAAGAUGCACAGUGAUAACCUGCUCAGGAAUGACCUCGGGGGACCCUACUCCCCCAACCAGCCCUCCAUAAACCUUCACUCACAGGACCUCCUGCAGAAUUCCCCCAAUUCCAUGUCUGGAGUCUCCAAUAACCCCCAGGGGAUUGUGGUCCCAGCCUCAGCGCUCCAGCAGGGCAACAUCGCCAUGACAACCGUCAACUCACAAGUCGUGUCAGGUGGAGCCUUAUACCAACCGGUUACCAUGGUAACCUCCCAGGGUCAGGUGGUCACUCAAGCAAUCCCCCAGGGAGCCAUCCAGAUCCAGAACACACAGGUUAACCUUGACCUCACCUCCCUCCUGGACAAUGAGGAUAAGAAGUCCAAGAACAAACGAGGAGUCUUGCCCAAACAUGCCACCAAUAUAAUGCGUUCUUGGCUCUUCCAACAUCUCAUGCACCCCUACCCCACGGAGGAUGAGAAGAGGCAGAUCGCAGCCCAGACAAACCUCACCCUCCUGCAAGUAAACAACUGGUUCAUCAAUGCCCGGAGGCGCAUCCUGCAGCCCAUGCUUGAUGCCAGUAACCCAGACCCUGCCCCCAAAGCCAAGAAGAUCAAGUCUCAGCACCGGCCCACCCAAAGAUUCUGGCCCAACUCCAUUGCUGCGGGAGUGCUACAGCAGCAGGGUGGUGCCCCAGGAACAAACCCUGAUGGUUCCAUCAAUUUGGACAACCUGCAGUCCCUGUCCUCAGACAAUGCCACCAUGGCCAUGCAGCAGGCUAUGAUGGCUGCACAUGAUGACUCAUUGGAUGGGACAGAAGAAGAGGAUGAGGACGAGAUGGAGGAGGAGGAGGAGGAAGAGGAGCUGGAGGAGGAGGCCGAUGAGCUGCAGACAACGAAUGUCAGCGACCUGGGCUUGGAACACAGUGACUCCCUGGAGUAGCCAGGCAGCCCAGAAGCGCUGAUCACCAAGCAGGAAAGGAGUGUUGUCAGGAGGGCUUCAGGGUGGGGGGGCAGGAGGCAUAGGCAGGGAGCACAAAGGAAGUUGGGCCCCAGCUUCCCCACAUCAGUAGCUUGAAGAAAUGCAGAGGAGACACCCUGCUUCUUCCCAACCACCAAGCUUCAAUCAGCACCCCGGCCCCCUUCCCUGGAACCACGGAGGACUCCGUUUGGUGGAGCUGGUGAAGCAGUCUGUGUGGAAAUGGAAAGACAGGAGUGAGAUCUGGACUCACCCAAACACUGAGGACAGAUGGCACCCACGGGUCCCCCACAGAAGGACUUGAGUUCUUUAUAAGCCCCACACUGUGAGAGGGAUCAAUACUGUUUGCAGAGUGGGCCUUUGUCAGGGGACAGACUUGGAAGGGAAGGGAGAGACAAAAGAGGGUUGGGAUCUAUUCCCAAAAGUAUCUCAACUGCUUUGAGAGACAUUCGAAGGCAGGAGGAAGCCCAAAAGCAUAACCAAUGGCUGGAGGAGUGGUAGGGCCUAAGGCAAAACAUCCUGCAGAUCAGAGCGAGACCUGGACACCCUCUGAGGCUCCACCUCAUCCCUCUAGGUCCCUUUCUCUGGAUACAGCAACCAUGGACUUGGGAGAGAGGGGUGGAGCCAGCAGAGCCUCCUUCUCUCUCUCCUGAAAACAAAUUAUCAGCUGGUGGGCUCAACCUAUGAGAGAUUAAGAGGAGCCCCUCUAUCUGGGUUGGCUCCGGGAGCUGAGGAGGUGGCAGAACCUGCACUGGAAGCCAUAUUGAGGUAACUUUGAAGACCACAGCUGUCCCUAGGUGUGUCACAGAACACAGCUCAUGUAACAACAGGACAAUGGUGUCUUACCCUAGAUGUUCCUAUCCUCAGAUGGAGCUCCUCAGACAUUCCAGCCCCUCCAUAGACCUACAGAGAGGGUGGAAUGGAGCCAAAGUGUCUUGGAUUCUUCCUACCUUGCAGUUCCACAAGGCUGUCCUUCUGCUCCUAGGCUGGCACCAUUAGUCUCCAGCCUCCCUGAUUAGUUCUAUCCAUCAGAGAAGGCAGAAGAAACAUUGGAAAGAAGCAUCAGUCCAGUGAGAAGCCAGGGUUUGGAGAAGGUGCUACAUCCCUUUUUCCAUCGAUAUCCAAAAUGGCGGGUUAGUGGGGAAUAGCAUCCAAAAGACUGUGGUGGUGCCUAAUCCCACCCUCCUUGGUAUUCUGCACACCACCAUUGUACACAGCACUGGAGGAACAGGGGCUCCUGGGAAGAGAAGGAUUUCCACUAUCUGCCCUAACACACAUGCUCCCAGCCCAACUUCCAGGCCCUCACAGUUGGCAUCCUCUUCUGUUCCCUCCUAAACCAUGACUGUGAAUGACAGGACUGAUCACACGUGUGUUUUCCAUUGGAUUUAAUUUAAUGGACGUGCAGUUUCAUUUGUAAAUUGUGCAUUAGCCAUCUCCUUCAGUGGCAGGAUGUGAGCGGCUAUCUGGCUCAACUGGAGGGGACCCUCAGGGCCCUCUGGGCUUCCCCUCCCCUACCUGGUUGGGGUGGAGCAAAAGAAUAGUCGCUUUCCUGAGGUCUCCCUGAAAUGAAUGUAUUUCUCCCCCAAAAGAGCUGAUAUUUAAUGUUUUAAUAGGGAUUUUUGAGAAACAAAUAACCUUAUUUAUAAUCUGGGUGAUCCAAUCAUUUUUUACUCCCUUUUGAUGCCAUAGGUAGAGGAAAGUCUAGCUUUUUUGGCGUGAGACUUUUGCAAUGUGCAGUGGGAUAAAAAUACAUUUCCUCUUCUGUUCAUUUUUCUUACACACACACACACACACACACACACACACACACACACUCUUCCACUUACCACUUUGAUAAGCAUCCCACCCCACACAGGCACACCCACACACAGGUGCCCACAUCAUUUCCUCCAGCACCCUCCACCUGCCUAAUGUUAUGCAACCUCCUUCUGAUGUAUCCACCAAACCAGUACUGAAUGUGGCCGAGAAGUUUUCAGUAAAUCUUAUUACCUACCAUAA